Molecule: messenger RNA, 1131 nt
Organism: Chaetomium globosum CBS 148.51
Lineage: Eukaryota; Fungi; Ascomycota; Sordariomycetes; Sordariales; Chaetomiaceae
Exons: 2
Coding region: 1-1131 (376 amino acids)
Molecular function (GO): metallopeptidase activity
Source: RefSeq, a predicted model, not a curated record
AUGCGGCUGUUGGUCCCUGUUCUUGUCGGCCUUGUGGCCCAGACGGGCCAUGUCCUAGCUGGAAGCCGCGGAUGGCAGCCCGAGGUCUCAAAAUCCAGUCUUGAUCGCCGCUACUAUGUCAUCAACACAGACCGUUCCGAAGGUGACCGGAUGCCGUGGCCAAACCGCCAGAUCCGCUACUGCUUUGUCGACGACGAGGCAGAACGAGCGCUCGACGACUUGAUCGUAGCGGCGCACGACAUCUGGCUGCGCAAGGGCUUGGGAAGCGAAUUCACCAUCUCCAAGGUUGGCAGAGCUGAGUGUACCGGCGACCACAGGUUCGACACCCUCAUGGUCUAUUGGAGCGGCGACAACGGCAUGAUGGCGACCUUUGAGGGUCUGCCGAACGCCGAUUCCAUCAUUCGCAACUCGGAAAAUCCCGAGGUCAGACCCAAGAUGAUCUUGACGACGAGCGUGCGCAUGGGCAUGCUCAACCAGGAGCAGAACUUUGCCCACGAGCUCGGCCACGCCUGGGGUCUGUACCACGAGCACCAGAAUCCGGCCUUCUGGAGCAAGGGGACCAUCAAGAAUGCUCUCGGUGGCACUGUAUUCGGUCCCGAAAACGGCGGCAACUGGCGCUGCGAAAAUCUGAAGGAUUACCAGGACCGUUUGGGCGGCGGUGGUCUGGUGGUGCAGAAUCCGAACAAUUACAACAACGGCGGCUUCGGGCCCCGGAUCGGCGUUGAGGAACUGUGCAGGGACUAUGACUUUGCGCGCAAGGGUCAGUUCAGCGCGAGAGACUACCUCCCCAUGCCGAAGGCCAUGGGUAUCGCCACGUCGUCCGGCAUGGGCGAAGAUGACGUCGACUGGUCGUCUAUCAUGAUCUAUCCCUCGGGCGCCGGUGCCGUGGGCGAGGCUAGCCCGGGCAACGACCAGCGUUCGUAUAUCCUGACAAAGCCCAACGGCGACCCGAUCCCCAUCAAUGAUUCGCCUAGUCAGCGUGAUAUCGCGGCCAUGCACAAGCUCUAUGGGAGGAGCAAGUCUGCUAGGGCCAAGGAUUUGCUGCAAAAGACUGGCGGCACGGUUACCUCCACUUUCAAGAAACUGUUCCCUGAGAGCGCGGGCAAUGCGGAUGGUUCUGGUUGUCUGUAG